Molecule: messenger RNA, 1251 nt
Organism: Aspergillus aculeatus ATCC 16872
Lineage: Eukaryota; Fungi; Ascomycota; Eurotiomycetes; Eurotiales; Aspergillaceae
Exons: 3
Coding region: 1-1251 (416 amino acids)
Cellular component (GO): plasma membrane
Source: RefSeq, a predicted model, not a curated record
AUGGGACAAGCCCUGAAAACGACGGCGCUCUUCAUCCUGCAUCAAUGGCUCCUGAUCGGGAUCGGGGUCGUCUGCGUGCUGGCGUACUACUUCCCGAACGUCGCGAAGAACGGGGGCAUCAUCCGGUCCGAGUAUAGCGUGCUGUACGGGGCGAUGGCGCUCAUCUUCCUGAUCUCGGGGCUCAGCGUGCCGCGCGAGAAGCUGUUUCGGCAUCUGCUCAACUGGCGGCUGCACGUGCUGGUGCAGGGGUUCUCGUUCGUGGUCAUCCCGGCGCUGAUGCUGGCGGUCGUGCACAUUAUCUUAGUCGGUGAUCCGCACCAGCACAUCGACCGCGCCGUGCUGGCCGGCUACGUCUUCCUGGCCUGCAUCCCCACGACCAUCGCCUCGAACGUGGUGAUGACGCGCUCCGCCGGCGGCGACGACGCCGCCGCUCUGGUGGAGGUCAUCAUCGCCAACUUCCUGGGCCCCUUCGUCACUGCCGGCUGGACCAUCGCCCUCCUGCCCGCCGACCCGGCCUUCGACCCCUGGCGUGGCGCCGCCGCCGGCACCGGCGACCUCUCCGACAUGUACCGUGACGUCUUCAAGCAGCUCGGCCUCGCCGUGCUCCUCCCGCUCGUCGUCGGCCAGCUCGUGCGCUGGACCUGGCCCGACCGCACCGCCUGGGUCCUGCUCACCUUCAAGCUGCCCAAGCUGAGCACCGCCUGUCUGCUGUUGCUGAUCUGGUCAACAUUCAGCUCCUGCUUCGCAACCGGCGCCCUCCAGACCCUCUCCGUCCAAACCAUCAUCUUCGUCACCCUGUUCAACAUCGCCCUCUACAUCUUCAUGACAGCGGCCUGUUUCGUCCUCUCCCGGCCUCCCGCGUUUCUGGCGCGUGUGGUGAUCCCCAUCCCCGUGCCCGGCUUCCUUUCCCGGUUCACGGCAGCGGGGAGGAGGAAUCCCGGGGAAGACGACCCAAAACGGAGGAAGGUGGAAUUCCGGCCGUUUCGGCCCAUGGACCCCAAGGAAGCCAUCGCCGUGUGUUUCUGUGCUCCCGCCAAGAGUAAUGCGCUGGGCAUUCCGUUGCUGUAUGCCAUGUGGGGGUCGUUGGAGCUGUAUCUGAAGGCGAAGACCUCCGUGCCGGUGUUGUUGUUUACCACGGAGCAGAUCUGUGUGGCGCAUUUCUUUGUGCAUUGGUUUAAGAAGUGGAGGGUGCGGGUGGAAGGCAUUCAAAUGGGGGAUGGGGAUGCGGAGGUUAUUCAUACAAUAGAAUGA